AUGCAAAGACUGAGCACCUACCCGUCAAAAAAGGGACUGCCCCCCGUGCCACGACGAGAUCUGGGUUUCCAGGGGUCAAAGGUCACCCUGGGUGUGCCAUGGCCUCUGUGUUUGGAAAAUCUUCCAUUACAAUACGUACAUGCGAUGUUGUUUGCACUGGAGGAAAUCAAUCAUAGUACAACCUUGCUACCAGGUGUGAAGCUGGGUUAUCAUAUUCGUGAUAGCUGUGCCCUCCACCCUUGGGCUAUGCAAGCAGCCCUGUCACUGGUUGGAGGAGACAGCCCUAGCUGUGAUCAGCCUGUUCCUUUGAUCAUUGGUGGUUCCUCAUCCAUAGCAGCCAAGAUACUCUGCAGUAUCCUGGGACCACUCUCCGUACCUUUAAUGAGCUACACGUCAAGCUGUCCCUGUCUAAGUGACAGGCAAAAAUUUCCCAACUUCUUCAGAACCAUGCCCAGUGAUAUUUACCAGGCCCGGGCCAUUGCCCAGCUUGCCAUGCGCUUCAACUGGACCUGGAUUGGGGCAGUGGUAGCAAACAAUGACUAUGGCCACAUGGCAGUAAAGGUAUUUCAGGAGGAGACUCAGGGGAAAGGAGUGUGUCUGGCAUUUGUAAAGACUCUCCAAAGGGAAAAUAUUGUGAGUGAUGCCAGAAGUGCAGCUCUAACAAUUCAGGCCUCGACUGCAACUGUGAUUCUGAUUUUUUCCUGGUAUACUGAUGUGAGGGAACUGUUCCUGCAGCUAGACAAGAUAAAUGUGACUGACAGACAGUUUCUUGCCAGCGAGGCUUGGAGCACCAGUGGUAAUCUUCUACAAAGUCUUGUCACUUCUAGAGUGGCAAGUGGUGUUCUUGGUGUGGCCAUUCGAAGUUCACCUAUACCUGGAUUUGAAAAUUAUCUCAAAAGUUUAAACCCAUCUCGUCAUCCUGAAGAUGAGUUUUUAAAAGAAUUUUGGGAAAAUGAGUUUGGAUGGACAGAGUCUCUGGAGGGAGUGCAGAAUCUCUUUACUGAUACCUCCCAGCUGAGAGUGACAUAUAAUGUGUACCUUGCUGUUUAUGCUGCAGCCCACGCCCUUCACAGCCUUCUCUCCUGCCCUAACAAAGACAACAGCUCCACUUGCUCCUCUCCAAAAAACAUCAAACCCAUAGAGCUGUUGCAGCGCUUGGACAUCGUGAAUUUCACCACGCCACAGGGUGAACUGUUAUAUUUCGAUGGUGCUGACGUUCCAGCAAAGUACGACCUUGUCAACUGGCAGGCCAACCCUGAUGGGUCACAAAAACUUGUCUUGAUUGGUCGUGUGGAUGGGUUUGAUCUCCAACUCAAUGAGUCAGCUAUUCAGUGGAGCACAGGAUCCAAUCAGGUGCCUGUUUCAGUGUGUAGUGAGGGCUGCCCCCCAGGUACCCGAAAGGCCAACAGGAAAGGAGAACCUAUCUGCUGCUUUGACUGCAUCCCAUGUGCUGAUGGAGAGAUUAGCAAUAAAACUGGUUCUCUUCACUGUGACCGUUGUCCUUUAGAGUUCUGGUCCAAUGUUAAACGAACAGCCUGUGUCCGUCAUCAGCUGGACUUCCUUUCCUUUAAUGAAACUUUGGGUAUUACUCUGACUACAGUAGCUGCAUCUGGCGCUGCAGUGACAACAGCUGUGUUUGUGGUGUUUAUUUGCUACCAUCAAACACCUAUGGUGCGAGCCAACAAUUCAGAGCUGAGCUUCCUCCUUCUUGUGUCGCUGAAGCUCUGCUUCCUGUGCUCGCUGGUCUUCAUUGGCCGUCCAUCAGCCUGGGCUUGUCGGUUCCAGCAGGCAGCUUUUGGGAUCAGCUUUGUACUUUGUGUUUCCUGCCUCCAAGUCAAGACCAUAGUUGUUUUGGCAGCGUUCCGCUCAGCUCGGCCUGGUGCUGGAGCCCUGAUGAAGUGGUUUGGUCCAAACCAACAGAGAGGAAGUGUCUGCCUCUUUACCUGUAUACAGGUUAUCAUCUGUAUUAUUUGGUUAUCGCUGAGCCCCCCGGAGCCACAAGCUGACUUGGAUAUCCCGGGAUUACAGGUCACCCUGAAGUGUGCCAUGGCCUCUGUGGUGGGCUUCUCUCUGGUUCUCGGCUACAUUGGCCUGCUGGCCUGCACCUGUCUCCUCUUGGCCUUUCUUGCUCGGAAACUCCCUGACAAUUUCAAUGAGGCCAAACUGAUCACCUUCAGCAUGCUGAUAUUCUGUGCUGUGUGGAUAGCUUUUGUCCCUGCUUAUGUUAGCUCUCCUGGAAAAUAUGCAGUGGCAGUAGAGAUUUUUGCAAUCCUGGCCUCUAGUUAUGGCUUACUGCUCUGUAUCUUUGCUCCAAAGUGUUUCAUUAUUCUUUUAAGGCCUGAGAAAAAUACAAAGAAACACCUGAUGGGCAGGUAG
This is a messenger RNA of Larimichthys crocea (large yellow croaker), 2376 nucleotides long. Its product is annotated as extracellular calcium-sensing receptor-like. The transcript is spliced from 13 exons. NCBI's taxonomy places the organism in Eukaryota, Metazoa, Chordata, Actinopteri, Sciaenidae. The record is from RefSeq and is a predicted model, not a curated record. Gene Ontology annotation, cellular component: plasma membrane. Gene Ontology annotation, molecular function: G protein-coupled receptor activity. The coding region runs from base 1 to 2376 and encodes 791 amino acids. Gene Ontology annotation, biological process: G protein-coupled receptor signaling pathway.